UUAGUCCGACGGUUGUUGUUUGGUAUACGUUGUAGUUCGAUACUGGCAAAUGGAGAGUGGCACUCCCUAAAAAGUUCUUCGCAAAAAUACCAAUCCCGCCAAUUCCCCUCAACUUUUUCCCUCCACUUUCCCAACUCUUUUUCCAUUUUCCAGGAAAGAAAAUCUCCAACCCUAACUUCUAGCCCUCUGGAAAACCCUACCCUCCGCUCUUCCUGUAAACAGUACUAUUUUAUCAAAGAUUAUGCCCUAAUUUCGGCUUUGCCGCAUAAACCCUAGUAAGUUACCUUGUGUAGUUUUUUUUUUUUUUUUUUUUUCGUUUGGUUUUUAAUUUCAGCCAUGCCGUCCAUUAUCUCUGCGGGGAAAAUCCUCCGCUUGGAGCUGGAGAACUUCAAGUCCUACAAGGGUCUUCAAAUUAUUGGUCCAUUCUACGACUUCACUGCGAUAAUUGGGCCCAAUGGUGCCGGGAAAUCCAACCUCAUGGAUGCAAUUAGCUUCGUUCUUGGAGUACGGACGGGUCAGCUCCGUGGGGCUCAGUUGAAGGACCUGAUUUACGCUUUUGACGAUAAGGAGAAGGAGCAGAAGGGCAGAAGAGCCUUCGUUCGCUUGGUUUACCAGCUUAGUAACGGGUCGGAGCUCCACUUCACUAGAACGAUUACGAGCUCCGGUGGGAGUGAGUACCGGAUUGAUGGCACUCCCGUGUCGUGGGAUGAGUAUAAUUCAAGGUUGAGAUCUCUGGGAAUUCUCGUAAAGGCCCGGAAUUUCCUCGUUUUUCAGGGUGAUGUGGAGUCCAUUGCAUCUAAAAAUCCCAAGGAACUUACUACACUCCUUGAGCAGAUCUCUGGGUCUGAUGAGUACAAGAGAGACUAUGAGAAAUACGAAGAAGAGAAAAAAAGAGCUGAAGAAAAAUCAGCACAUGUUUACCAGAAAAAGAGAACAAUAGUGAUGGAUAGGAAACAAAAGAAAGAGCAAAAGGAAGAAGCAGAGAAACAUCUCCGUCUGCAAGAUCAAUUGAAAUCUUUGAAGAGAGAGUAUUAUUUAUGGCAACUGUUCAACAUAGAAAAGGAUAUUACGAAGACGACAGAGGACCUUGAUGAUGAAAAGAAAAAUCGUGAAGAGGUUAUGGAAAAACUAGAGGGUUUUGAGCAUGAGGCAAGUAAGAAGAAGAAAGAACAAGCCAAGUAUUUAAAAGAGAUCACACAAUGUGAAAAAAAGAUCGCUGAGAGAAAUAACAAACUUGACAAGCAUCAACCCGAACUUCUGAAAUUGAAAGAAGAAAUGUCUCGCAUAAAUUCGAAAAUAAAGAAAAAUAAGAAAGAACUUGAUAGAAAAAGAGAAGAUAGAAGGAAACAUGCUGCUGAGAUAUUGGCGCUUCAGAAGAGCAUACAGGAUCUGACUGGAAAACUAGAUGAUUUAAAUGAAAAGGGCCGAGAAAGUGGUGAAAAACUCAAGUUAGACGACAAAGAAUUGAGGGAAUAUUUUCGAAUUAAGGAGGAUGCUGGGAUGAAAACUGCAAAGCUAAGAGAUGAGAAAGAAGUAUUGGAUAGGCAACAGCAUGCUGAUAUUGAAGCUCAAAAGAAUUUGGAAGAAAAUCUACAGCAGUUGAGAAGUCGGGAGCAUGAACUUGAUUCACAGGAGCAACAAAUGCGAACAAGGUUGAAAAAAAUUCUUGAUACUUCUACAAAAAAUAAGGAUGACCUUGCAGAUCAGAAAAAGGAACUGCGAGCAAUGCAAGACAGUCACCGUGAUGCCAGAUAUAAGUAUGAAAAUCUAAAGUCAAAAAUCAGUGAAGUAGAAAACCAAUUGCGUGAAUUUAAGGCUGAUAGAUAUGAGAAUGAAAGGGAUGCUAGGCUCUCUCAGGCAGUUGAGACUCUUAAACGCCUAUUUAGCGGUGUCCAUGGUCGCAUUACUGAGCUUUGUCGGCCAACACAAAAGAAGUAUAACCUAGCUGUUACUGUUGCUAUGGGUAGAUUUAUGGAUGCAGUUGUGGUUGAGGAUGAACAAACUGGAAAAGAGUGCAUCAAGUACUUGAAGGAACAAAGGCUUCCUCCUCAGACAUUUAUACCUCUUCAGUCCAUUCGCAUAAAGCCAAUUAUUGAGAGAUUGCGCACCUUAGGUGGUACAGCCAAGCUGGUCUUUGAUGUAAUCCAAUUUGAUCAUGUCUUGGAGAAGGCAAUUCUUUAUGCUGUUGGGAAUACUCUUGUUUGUGAUGACCUUGAUGAGGCUAAGGCUCUAAGCUGGAGUGGUGAGAGGUUUAAAGUUGUGACCGUUGACGGGAUUCUGCUUACAAAAUCUGGCACAAUGACUGGUGGUACUAGUGGUGGAAUGGAAGCUAGAUCGAAACAGUGGGAUGAUAAAAAAAUUGAAGGGCUGAAGAAAAAAAAAGAACAGUUUGAGUCAGAGUUGGAAGAGCUUGGGUCGAUUAGAGAGAUGCAGCUAAAAGAAUCUGAAGCAUCUGGGCGAAUUAGUGGACUUGAAAAGAAGAUUCAAUAUGCAGAGAUAGAGAAGAAAAGCAUCGAGGACAAACUUGCAAACUUGAAGAAGGAAAAACGGAAUAUUAAAGAAGAAAUUGAUCGUAUUAGUCCUGAAUUUCACAAGUUAAAAGAUGCUGUUGAGAAGCGGAGCAAAGAAAUUGAGAAACUGGAGAAAAGAAUCAAUGAAAUAGUUGACCGAAUGUACAGAAACUUCAGUAAAUCUGUUGGGGUGGCAAAUAUCCGUGAAUAUGAAGAGAAACAACUCAAGGAUGCUCAGAAUAUGGCCGAUGAGAGGCUUAGCUUUAGUAGCCAGCUCUCAAAGUUUAAAUACCAGUUAGAGUAUGAACAAAAUCGGGACAUGGAAUCGCGAAUCAAGGAGCUUGAAUCUUCUUUAAGUGCAUUGGAAAAUAAUUUAAAAGAGGUUCAAAAGAGAGAGGCUGAAGCCAAGUUAGCCGCUGAAAAAGCUAUCGGUGAGAUCAAGCGGUGGAAUGAUGAAGUACAAGAAUGGAAAUCCAAGUCAGAGGAGUGUGAGAAAGAAAUGCAAGAUUGGAAGAAGCAGGCUUCUACAGCUACAACAAGCAUUUCGAAACUCAAUCGUCAGAUAAAUUCUAAGGAGACACAGAUAGAGCAGCUAAUGUCACGGAAGCAGGAAAUAAUUGAGAAAUGUGAAUUAGAACAAAUAAGCCUUCCCACUAUCUCAGACCCCAUGGAAACUGAUUCAUCGACACCAGGCCCAGUUUUUGACUUUAGCCAGUUAAAUAGAACUUAUUUGCAAGAUAAGAGGCCCUCUGAUCGUGAAAAGCUUGAGAUGGAAUUUAAGCAAAAAAUGGAUGCCCUGAUAUCAGAGAUUGAGAGAACAGCUCCAAAUUUGAAAGCCCUGGAUCAGUAUGAAGCUCUAAAGGAAAAGGAAAGAGCUAUAACUGAAGAGUUUGAAGCAGCCAGGAAAGAAGAGAAGGAAAUAGCAGAUCUGUUUAACUCAGUUAAGCAGAGGAGGUAUGAGUUGUUUACGGACGCUUUUAAUCACAUUUCUAAUAACAUUGAUAAAAUAUACAAGCAACUCACAAAGAGCAACACGCAUCCGCUGGGUGGAACAGCAUAUUUGAAUUUGGAAAAUGAUGAGGAUCCAUUUUUACAUGGCAUCAAGUAUACUGCCAUGCCCCCAACAAAGCGCUUUCGUGAUAUGGAACAGUUAUCAGGUGGAGAGAAAACAGUUGCAGCACUUGCAUUAUUGUUUGCCAUCCACAGUUAUAGGCCUUCACCAUUUUUCAUAUUGGAUGAAGUUGAUGCUGCUCUAGAUAACUUAAAUGUUGCAAAGGUUGCCGGAUUCAUCCGUUCGAAGUCAUGCGAAGGAGCUAGGGGAAACCCGGAUGCUGAUGGGGGCAAUGGUUUUCAGAGCAUCGUGAUCUCUCUAAAAGAUAGCUUUUAUGACAAGGCUGAAGCUUUGGUUGGCGUUUACAGGGACUCUGAGAGGAGCUGCUCAAGAACUCUGACAUUUGACCUGACCAAGUAUCGGGAAUCAUAUUAGUUUAAUCAUCGGGGGUGGUACCGGUUUUAUUAUUAAUGUAAAUUACUUAGUCGGAUGCGAUCCAAAGUUCUGUACAUAUAGAUUACAUGUGGCGUACAAAUUGCUUUGCUUGUUUUCCUUUCUUUCAUGUAGUUCUUUGUCAAAAAAGUACUCUGAUUGGUAAAAUUUCAGGUGGUUCAUGUC
This is a messenger RNA of Ziziphus jujuba (common jujube), 4179 nucleotides long. Its product is annotated as structural maintenance of chromosomes protein 1. Bases 337 to 3996 code for a protein of 1219 amino acids. Gene Ontology annotation, cellular component: chromosome; cohesin complex; nucleus. NCBI's taxonomy places the organism in Eukaryota, Viridiplantae, Streptophyta, Magnoliopsida, Rosales, Rhamnaceae. Gene Ontology annotation, molecular function: DNA binding; protein binding; ATP binding. The transcript has 18 exons. Gene Ontology annotation, biological process: sister chromatid cohesion. The record is from RefSeq and is a predicted model, not a curated record.